Molecule: messenger RNA, 3033 nt
Organism: Synchiropus splendidus (mandarinfish)
Lineage: Eukaryota; Metazoa; Chordata; Actinopteri; Syngnathiformes; Callionymidae
Gene: plekhg7
Product: pleckstrin homology domain containing, family G (with RhoGef domain) member 7
Exons: 17
Coding region: 283-2451 (722 amino acids)
Biological process (GO): Rho protein signal transduction
Molecular function (GO): guanyl-nucleotide exchange factor activity
Source: RefSeq, a predicted model, not a curated record
UCUCUCGGGUGACACGAGUCUCCACUCCCUCUCCGGUCUCACUCCGCACCUGCGUCUCUUCCCCGCCGCACUGGUGUUUUUGUUAUGGAAUCGAGCGGUUCGGCCGGAAGCUAAGUUUUUUUUGUUGUUGUCACAGACUCCCCGCUGCUGCCUGUGUCGUGUCCCAACGGGGAGAAUGGUGGUGGAAUGCCACAGGAUUACUAUCAUCUGACCGGCAGCUCAGAGGCAGCGGACCCACCAGCUUUCUGACCAGCGCAGCUCGACGAUGCCUGUGGGGCGAAGAUGUCUACAAUGAAGCACGUUAUCUUGCCGGAUAAGGACGAGGACGUUGACAGGAAGCUGGACUGGAGCUACAUCGAGUGGGUGGAGAACGAGGUGGUCACGCCAGGUGCGGCCGACGCCGAGACCCAAACGGAUGGCAGGUGUUUGGAGCACAAGGAAGUCCAGACCAGCAGCCCGGUCAUCAUGCACAUAGAUCUGAAACGGACGCACUCCAAGCUGAAACGCUUGUCCCUGGUGGAUUCGGAUGGUUUGAUACCUCCUCUGUUCCAGUUUGACCGGCAGGCCCCCGGCCGGAUCUCCACGUCCCCGACUCUGAGGAGGAUGAGAAGCACCAGGCGCUCCAUGAUGGAUAUGGUCAGAAUGGGCACCACACAGGAGGAACCUAGCGCCACUGUACUGACGUCCCCGACCAGAGUCAAGUCCCCUCUCGCCAUGAGCCCCCUCUCCGAUGUAGAGCUGUAUCAGUCCAACUCGUCCUGUGGUCGACAAAGAACCAGAUCACAUAGAUCAAAGACUUUCGACAAUGGCAUCACCACCACCAAGCGAGAAUGCCGCAGCGCAACUAUCCAGAAAGAUUUUCACUUCCCUGAAACUGAGCCACUACAGGAGAAAGACCACCCUGAUGACAGGCUGAAGGAGAGGAGGCGGAGCUCUGUGGUGGUCAGCUUGGCUGGAAUGGACGUUUCACCUGGAGACCUUUUCGUUUCAAAUGGAGCCGCUGACAUGUUAAAUGGGUCCAACCUGUCUGACACAAAGAAGUCCAAGUGGCCUUUCAGACGCAGCACGACGAAAGGAAAGUCGGGCGUGGGAACCGCGUCGGACAUCGAGAAAUGCCUGUCGACGGUGGAGAUCCAGGACUGGAGAGACGGCGACUUUCAGAAGUUUAAGGAUUGUUCCUUCUCGGACUUCCUGCGGGACCAGUCAUCCCAGCUGAGCGCCGCCUCCGACCCUCAGGGCUUCAAGACAAAGGAAGCUAUUUGGGAGCUCUUCACCAGCGAGUGCGUUUACUUUCUGGAUCAGCUCAUGGUUCUCAAAGAGGUGUUUUUGGAGACGCUGAUCAACCUGCAGGAGAGAAACUGCUUGACUGAUGUGGAGACCUGGAGGAUGUUUGCCAAUCUCAAAGAGCUUUGUCUGGUGAGCUCUGAUUUCCUCACCAGCCUCCUACGUGUCAUCAAGAGCUGGCUGGAGCUCAGUGAGGGGGAGGGGCCGGGACUGCUGGAGCUGCUCAGCAAGGCGUUCCAGGGCAGCAUCUGCCAGUGUCUGCAGAAGUACUGCCUCAACUACUCCACCGCGCUGCUCUACCUGGCCAGCCUCAAGUCCAGAGAGGACUUUGGAUCCUACGUGAAGUGGUGCGAGAGGAAGGAGCAGUGCCGCAGGCUGCAGCUGCGGGACCUGCUGGUGGUGCCGCUGCAGAGGCUGACUCGCUACCCGCUGCUGCUGCGCAACAUCGCCAAGAGGUUCCAGUCGGAGGAGCAGAGCCGAGGCCUGCAGGCCGUGGCCGAGCAGGUGGACACCUCCAUAUGUGAUCUGGAGGGAAAGGUCAAGUGGCUGGAAAACUACCAGAUGGUGAAGCAGCUGAGAGACGCCCUGGUGUGGCUGCCGGUGUGGGAGCGAGACAAGCGGGCCUUCGUCCCCGAGAGCCUGAAACAUCUGCUGAAGGCCGUCACCCUGGAGAACCUCAUCUCUCACAGAAGUCUGCUGCACGAAGGGAAGCUGGCUCUCACAGAAAACACCAAGGUGACCGACGUCUAUCUCUUCCUGUUCGAUGAAUUCCUGCUCAUCACAAAGCUCAAAAGAAGCAAGAAGCGGUCAGUGGGACCAGACCAGAACCCGCUCAGGCAGCCUCAGAACUUGGAGUUGGAGCAGCUGCUGAAGGAGGGUUGCACCUUCACGGUCCUGGAUCAGCCCCUGUCUCUGGACCGACUUCAUCUCAGGAACAUCGACCAGCUGAACGCUUCAACGUCUGGACUCCCCCACUCCUUCAUCAUCACCCACCAGAACCGGUACCAGCAAUGUAUCGGCGCCUUCAUCCUGCAAGCCGGGUCAGAAGCUGCCAAGAAAACGUGGAUGUCAAAGAUAGAGGGCGCUGUGACGGCACUGCUGAAGCUGGACUCUCGGCAGCCUCGCGUCAACAACUCCUCCUCGUGGCUUGAGUCGUCGCAGAUUUAAAUCAAAAAUGGCCACUGAAUUUUUUGUUUUGUUUUUCCUGUGGACUUGCACUUCGCUGUCCUCGCACCUGAGGCAGCGGCUGACGUAGCAAUAAAUACGGACUGUCGCCUCACGAUUCUUCAUUUUGGUUUGGUGAAGAAUAAAAUUUUGCUUCUUUUUUUGUUGGGGGAGUUUUGCGCCUCACUUGGACGCUCGAUUGCAGCGCCCCCUACUGCUUGAUGUUACCAUGUAAAAUCAAAGGGACCAGGUCAUUUCAAAACACUCUCCUCAUGUGGUUUGAAGGAAGAUCAGACUUUAUAUCUGCAACAAAGCAGAGGGCCAACACCACUUCGAUGCACAUUCAUCCUCCUACUGCUUCCUCGCCUUGAGGGGCCACACGGAGUACAGUACACAAUUAAACUGGUUUUUUUUGACUGUGGGAGGAAACUGGAGUAAACUUGCGCAAGCAGACGGAGAGCAUAGAAACUCCACACAGGAAAGGAAGCAAACCUGCAACCUUGCAGUGACCCAGCUGCCUCAUAUUUAAAGAAACGUUGAAUAUCCAUAACAUUACGACCAGCAUAAAAACAGGAGUAGAAAGAU